This is a messenger RNA of Syzygium oleosum, 1037 nucleotides long. RefSeq names its product proteasome subunit alpha type-3. Gene Ontology annotation, cellular component: proteasome core complex; nucleus; proteasome core complex, alpha-subunit complex. Bases 129 to 878 code for a protein of 249 amino acids. Gene Ontology annotation, biological process: ubiquitin-dependent protein catabolic process. NCBI's taxonomy places the organism in Eukaryota, Viridiplantae, Streptophyta, Magnoliopsida, Myrtales, Myrtaceae. The transcript has 10 exons. The record is from RefSeq and is a predicted model, not a curated record.
ACACCUCCUGCUGCUGCUGCUGCUGCUGCUUCUUGUUCUUGUUCUUCUUCUUCCUCCACCACUCCGCGCAGCGAAACACGGAACGGAACGAAGAAAAUCGCAGAGCUUGAACUCCAGCGGGAAGAAGCAUGAGCAGCAUCGGGACGGGUUACGACCUCUCGGUCACCACUUUCUCCCCCGAUGGCCGCGUCUUCCAGAUCGAAUACGCCGCCAAGGCCGUCGACAACAGCGGUACUGUGAUUGGUAUCAAGUGCAAGGACGGGAUUGUCAUGGGCGUCGAGAAGCUGAUAACGUCGAAAAUGAUGUUGCCCGGUUCCAAUCGGCGCAUCCACUCCGUCCACCGUCAUUCCGGCAUGGCUGUUGCCGGAUUAGCAGCAGAUGGGAGACAAAUUGUUGCACGAGCAAAGUCCGAGGCAACUAAUUAUGAGAGUGUUUAUGGUGACGCCAUUCCUGUAAAGGAGCUCGCCGAACGUGUUGCUAAUUAUGUGCAUCUGUGCACCCUCUAUUGGUGGCUCAGGCCUUUUGGUUGUGGAGUUAUUCUCGGAGGUUAUGACAGAGACGGACCUCAAUUAUACAUGAUUGAACCGUCUGGUAUUUCCUAUAGAUACUUCGGGGCUGCAAUCGGCAAGGGAAAACAAGCUGCAAAGACAGAAAUUGAAAAGUUGAAGCUCGCAGAGAUGACGUGCAGGGAAGGAGUUAUUGAAGUAGCUAAGAUCAUCUACAAGGUGCACGAUGAGGCAAAGGACAAGGCAUUUGAACUAGAAAUGAGCUGGGUCUGCGAUGAGUCAAAGAGGCAGCAUGAGAAGGUUCCUGACAACCUCCUAGAGGAAGCAAAGGCUGCAGCUCGAUUGGCAUUGGAAGAGAUGGAUGCUGAUUAAAUAUUCAAUGGGAUGAACAACACCCUUUCAAUGCAUGAUUUUACUGUUGUGAUAUUGACAGUACGAGGGAUGGUCUUUUAAGGAAUUCUUUGGGUGGUUUCGUGCAAGGAACGAUCAGAGAUUGAUCAACAUCUAAGUGAAUUUCUCAUCUGAGAGGCC